AUGUCAAUCUCACUAGGCUCCAUCGACUGUCCGCAUUUAACCACGGACUGCCUGAAAGAUUUCAUCGAACAGUAUUCGAUUCAUACUACUAAUCAAUUUCUUUUAUGGUUAAAUAAAUCUCCCGAUAAAAUCGACAAAACUAUCGAAUGUAUUCAUUCGUGCGUUCUUGCUCAUACCGCUCAACUCGAAGCUCGUCGAUUGAAAGCUGUGCAUUUUUACCGAGUGAAUUCGUUUGUGUUUGAUCAAACGCAUCUUUUGCGAUCUACUCGUCAUUUAGUUUUCAUCUAUGAACAUUUUCAGCAAAAGCAAUGGAAUGAUUUCUUUAAUUUCUUCUUACUUCGUUUGUUCAUUACCAAUCAGCCAAUUAAAGUUCAAUACUUAAAUACCAAUCCGAGUUUAUUCGAUUUGAAUUAUUUCUAUCAUCAUUACUGUGCAUCACACGAAAAGAUUUGUGCGCAACGGAAUGAUUUAUUCGACCAAUCGUUUUAUUUUCAACCAUGUCGGACUUUGGAAGCAUUCGAAAAUCAUUUGAAUUUUAUGGAAAAUAACCAACAAGAAAUACAAAUCUUCAUCAUCGAUGAUCUCUUCUCUUUAAUCCAACCUUAUUUACAUCUCGAUCGACGAAUUAAAAGCAAAGUUCUUCAAUUGACAUAUCGCUUGAAUCGCCUCGCACAAAAACAAUCGAUACUGAUUAUCAGUGGCCUUAUUCUGCAUACGACGAAACACCAAAGGAGUUCUAUUGAAGAUGCCCGAUUCGAUGCAUUUCAUGCGGACAAAUAUGUUCUCUUUCAAUCCGUACCAACACCAAACAAAGAUAUUCAAGUUGAAGUUCUCAAUGAAAAAACCAAAGAUAAACAAUCGAUUGAGUUCAAGUUGAAUCUUGAUGAGUGGGGUCGAUGUGUCGACAUUUGUAGUUAA
Messenger RNA from Adineta ricciae, 918 nucleotides. Lineage: Eukaryota; Metazoa; Rotifera; Eurotatoria; Adinetida; Adinetidae. The record is from the annotation of a GenBank genome assembly.